Messenger RNA from Mesocricetus auratus (golden hamster), 3078 nucleotides. It is a transcript of the gene Dzip1l, whose product is annotated as DAZ interacting zinc finger protein 1 like. NCBI's taxonomy places the organism in Eukaryota, Metazoa, Chordata, Mammalia, Rodentia, Cricetidae. Gene Ontology annotation, cellular component: cytoplasm; ciliary basal body. The coding region runs from base 316 to 2619 and encodes 767 amino acids. The record is from RefSeq and is a predicted model, not a curated record. Gene Ontology annotation, biological process: cilium assembly. The transcript is spliced from 17 exons.
GUGGGUGGGAGGCACCGCAGACCCCGGGCCCCGAGCUGUUGGCGGGGAGAGGCUUGCAGGAUCCCUGCACUCAGCUGGUAGUGUCCGCGUGGCUGGCAGCAUCCUCCGGCUGCAUUGCAGGAGAUGGGGAAGCAGGCUUUGGAGCUGAGGUACACUGAGGAUUUAAGGUCUCCAGCAGUGCUCCUGUCAUGAUUUGUUGCAAACCCUGGCAGCCCUUCCAUUCUGCUCAAGGAAUCUCAGGUCCUCUUUCAGCUCCUUGGCCAGUGGCCUUGUUGGCACUCUACCCCCGUGGUCAGCCCAGAGCCUCUCCUGCCCAUGCAGUACCCAGCACCCACUGUUGAGGGCCUUAGUGGCCCACUGUCGGGGGCUUACACGCUCCCCACCUUCAAGUUCCAGCCUCGUCGUGAGAGCAUAGACUGGAGGCGCAUCAGCGCUGUAGACGUGGACCGUGUGGCCCGGGAGCUGGACGUAGCCACUCUGCAGGAGAACAUUGCUGGUGUCACCUUCUGUAACUUGGAUCGAGAAGUGUGCAACCACUGUAGGCAGCCUGUGGACCCCGUGCUGCUCAAGGUGUUGCGGCUGGCACAGCUCAUCAUCGAGUACCUGCUUCACUGCCAGGACUGCCUGAGUGCCAGUGUGGCCCAGCUGGAAGCACGGCUGCAGGCCAGCCUGGGCCAGCAGCAGCGUGGGCAGCAGGAGCUGGGGCGCCAGGCUGAUGAGCUCAAGGGUGUUCGGGAGGAGAGCCGGCGCCGGCGAAAGAUGAUCAGUACCCUGCAGCAGCUGCUUCUGCAGACGGGUGCCCACAGCUACCACACGUGCCAUUUGUGUGACAAGACAUUCAUGAAUGCCACCUUUCUCCGGGGCCACAUCCAGCGCAGGCAUGCAGGCACGACAGAAGUCGGAAAGCAGAAGCAGGAGCAGCCACUGGGGGAGGUGCUGGAAGAGCUUAAGGCCAAGCUCCAGUGGACCCAGGGGGAGCUGGAGGCCCAGAGAGAAGCUGAGCGGCAGCGGCAGGUCCAGGAAAUAGAGAUGAGUCGUCAGAGGGAAAUAGAAGCUAAAAAGAAGUUUGAUGAAUGGAAAGAAAAAGAACGAAGCAAGCUGUACGGAGAAAUAGACAAGUUGAAACAAUUAUUUUGGGAUGAAUUUAAAACUGUUGCCAACCAGAACUCUACCCUAGAAGAGAAGCUGAAGGUGCUGCAGUCCUACAGUGUAACUGAGUCCCACCUUGGGUCUCUGAGGGAUGAGGAGUCAGAGGAGCGACUCAUGCAGGCCCAGGAGCUCCAGGCCCUUCGAGAGAAGAUGGAAGCUCAGAAAACAGAAUGGAAGAGAAAAAUGAAGGCACUGCAUGAAGAGCGGGCAGCCGAGAGGAGAGAGAUGCGGGAGGAGAAUGAGAGGCUCCAUGCCACCCUGUCUCAGGACCAGAAGAAGGCAGCUGCCCAGUCGCAACGCCAUAUCAAUGCCCUCCGUGCCCAACUUCAAGAACAAGCCAAGCUUAUCGCGUCUCAGGAGGAGACGAUCCAGACGUUGUCCCUCAGGAAGGUGGAGGAAGUCCAAGAGGUGCCAAAAGCCGUGGACACGGAGGAGGACUCUUCUGAGGAAGAGCUGCAGAGCUCCCAUGAGGAGCAGCGGAAGGUGUUGGCAGCUCUGAGGCAAAACCCCGCUUGGCUGAAGCAGUUCCGGCCCAUCCUGGAGGAUACGCUGGAAGAGAAGUUGGAAGGCAUGGGGAUAAAGAGGAACACAAAGGGAAUUUCAGCUCAGACUCUCCAACAUCUGGAGUCCCUGCUGAAAACCCAGCGGGAGCGGACGGCCCGAAGCUUUCGUGAAUUUCUGAGUCUGAGGGAGAAACUCAAUAAGGAAGUGACUAGCAGAGUGAAGAAGAGAUGGGAGAGCACAGGUGUGGUGUCCCAGUCAGACGGCCAGCCUCCAGUCAAAAGCCAGCGGAUCACACUGGCCACAAGGGAGGCCCGGCCAAAGAGCAGAACCCUGAAUGUGGCGCUGCCAUCCAAGCCAGCACAGCCUUCUACGAACGCUCUUCAGAGCCACAGCAGCCAUGGCCCUGGCCUCACCCAGGUGUCCACCCCCAUUCCACGCCCCAGAGUGCAUGGACCCUCCAGUACCCCUGUUUCCCCUGGGCAUGGGCUGAGCAGCACCCCCCCUUUUAGUUCUGAAGAGGAACCAGAAGAGGACAUGGUGCAACGUGUGUCUCUCCAGCCCCCUAAAGUUCUUCCCAGGUCUGCACCCCAGCCGGAGAGCAGCUGGGGCUGGUCUGAUUCCGAGACCUCAGAGGAGAGUGUCCCGCCCCCUGACAAGGGCUCAGGUGGGCUGCCUUCCUCAGAAACGCUGGUGCAGUCGAUGGUCAAAAACCUGGAGAAGCAGCUUGAAACUCCAACAAAGAAGCCAUCCGGAGGGGUCAGUAUGUUCUUAAGGCCCAACACUGCCCUUCAGAAGUCUUCCACACCUGUGAAGAAGUCUCAGCUUUCUGAGGAUGAGAGUGACUUGGAGAUCUCAUCCUUGGAAGAUCUCUCCCAGGACCUAGACCAGAGAGGAAAGCCAAAACUCCCAGAAAAGCUGGAUGCCACCCCUUGGAGCUCUGGGCGACCCAGGGUUCCUGGCUGGUGAUUCUGCCUAUGGUUGCCAGAGGGCUUAGCCUCAUUGGCUGGCUGGGCUCACCCCAACGGGAGAGGCUGUUAGGCCUCUUGCUCCCACCAGCAACCAAGAAGCCUUUCCCAUGAGAAGAAGCAGAGCUGGAGACAGACAGGACCUCUACCCAUUCUCCCUGUAAGGACUGCUACCUCAGAGGGCUGGGUCCUGCUGCUAUCCCAAGAGGCUGAAUCCUGGAACGGUGUCUUGUAUAAAUGGGAGAAGGGUUGUUGUAGGGAGAGAUCUUACCUACUGUACCAUAGCACUGAACACACCCACUUGGGCGUGGUCACAGGUAUGUGGGUGAAGGCAGGGAUAAAGGACGAGGAGGAAGGGGAGAGCCCUCUCUUGGGGUUCAGAUUGCUGACCUCCAUUUCUCGGCUUCUCUUGUAAGUGACUUCUCCCUAAUAAAGUAUCAUAUGACUUCCCUUCCCUGUA